Closterium sp. NIES-67 is the source of this 1869-nucleotide messenger RNA. The record is from the annotation of a GenBank genome assembly. Lineage: Eukaryota; Viridiplantae; Streptophyta; Zygnematophyceae; Desmidiales; Closteriaceae.
GCGCUUUGACACACAUACUCUUAUUUUCAUCCACGUGUCAGCACAGUAGCAGCUGAGCUGCUGACAUGGCUGUGUGUCAUUUCCUCUCCGCCACGAUCAUCCCUUGCUCGUCUAGACUAAUCGUCAGCCGCCACGUGUUUGACUUCGCAGCUCGCCGCCAUUGUCGACGAAUCCGCUCCCGAGCAGUUGCACGAGUCGCACAUGGUCGACCUUGGGAAUGGUCCGGGCAGAUUAUUCGUUUCAAAGUGACGUCAUCAUCUGCACGCUUGCGGGCAGCCGAAGACAUUUCAUGCUCAGACGGACUGACCGUGAAGGAUGACACGUGGCAGGCGCUGAAGCGGCUCACAUUGGGGGACGCGGCGGAGAGCUGCCCGGUUGAAGUGCGCGAUGGGGGGGAGAGGGGAGGAGGGCGGGGUCUCUUUGCCACUCAGCCAAUAGAGAAAGGACACGUGUUCCUCACUGUUCACAGGGAUCAGAUGAUAACCGGUGACUCCCUUCCUCCUCCCCUCUCAUCCCUCCUCCCUCCCUCACUCUCUGUGUGGGCUCGCAUCGCCCUCUUCCUCCUCCUACGCCCCUCUCCCUCCCCUCCUCCCACUUCCGCCACCUCUCACCGCCACCACCACAACCACUGGCAGCCGUACAUCGCGUCUCUUCCUGCUUUCAAGUCCGUGGACUCCACGGUGUGGUGGCAGGAGCACGAGAGGGCCAUGCUGCUGCCCUCUCUGUACAACGACACUCGCGAUCGAACGGCUCUCAUUCAAUCUGAGUUCGGCCUCAUUGAAACGGCCCUGGCCGAUCAUCCGCACCUGCACGCUUUCCUGCCGAACCUGACCUUCGAGCAAUUCUGCCAUGCCUACUCGCUAGUGUGCUCACGAGCAUGGGGAAUCGAAUCUCUGGGCAACCUGGCUCUGGUGCCCUAUGCCGACAUGAUCAAUCACAACCCCGGCACUCACACGCUCCUGUGCUAUGACGAGGAGCAGCAAGCAGUGGAGAUCACAGCUGACAGGGACUACGAGCCAGGGGAACAGGUGCUUGUGAGCUAUGGGGACCUGUCUAACGGUGUCCUGGCUCUAGACUUUGGCUUCGCCGUUGCUGAUAACCCCCACGACUCGGUGGAGAUGUGUGUGCUUGUAUCGAGCAGCACUACCCCCCAUAAUGCCCUACUCAACGAGGCCAAAAGGUGUCUUCUGGUGGAGGCUCAGCUGCUGCCUUCUGACACGGCUAGUGGCGCCUCGUUUGUUCUUAAGCGCAUCCAGACGCCAGCCAGCGAUGGGAGGGGCCUGCCCUUCGCCCUGCGAGCCUUGGCCAGAAUCCUCACAGCCAGCAGCAAGGACCAGCUGCAAUUUCUGCGUGACGAGGGGCGACAUCACAGUGGCACAGUGGCAAGGCGACCAAUCAGAGCCCAGGGAGGGGGCGGAGGAGGGGAGAGAGGAGAGGGGGGAGGAGGGGAGGUGGCAGGAGUGGAGGGGUGGGAGGGCAGAGCCAUGGGGCUGCUGCUGUCGCUGAUGGAAGAGAGGAUAGAGCACAUGAUGGAUGCACGGCAGGUAAUCAAGCAGAUGGCGUAUGAGGUGGACACAAGCAGGUUAGGUAUGGCUCUACAGAUAAUAGAUAGCCAGUUGGCGGUGCUGCGUUCUGUGGCUGCUUGGUUGCGGCCUCGAGCUUCUGGGGGUGGUUUAGAGCACGUGAUUUCCAAUCCAGAAGCUCGAAACGGGUGGAGUGCGCUCAGGUGAGAUGUGCUUAGGGCAGUUUGAAUCCAUGCAUAGUAGGACGUGUUGGCUCCAAGGUUGUAAUGCUAGACAAAUGUACUAAAAAUUGAUUAGAAGGGGCGGUGUUAUGAAUUAAUAAGAGUAAUAACAGGUAGUGUAAUAA